AUGGUUCACGAGCAUCUCCACCGCCGCCAUGGGCGGGAUGCGCAGCCUCACGACGAAAGUCCCUUCGACAAGGCCGCAAGUGCUAUUGCCAAUGUCUUCGGAGGAAACGACCAAGUACAACAAGCGUCGACCAUCGUGUCUAUUGUGUAUGUCACGGCCUCGAAGACUUUUACGGGCGCUGUGGGAGGAUAUUCAACGUUAGGGCCUGUCGUCGCGACCACUUCGACACCAUCACCUCCCGAUGAGGGUGCUACAAACACAGGUCUUCUUGUUGGCAAGACUACCUCCAGCUCGAGCGGGAUGCCAACAGCCAUCACACCACCCAAAACGUCUGUUACACCUACCCAGUCGCUUUUGGCUGACACCAGCAUCUCGUCUUCCGAGACCCCAACCAAGUCCUCAACAAUAUCAGCGGCCAGUGCAACGUCGAGCGCUACGACGAGUUCCAGUUCAGGGGGAAUGAGCACUGCAGGGAAGGCCGGAUUGGCGAUCGGUAUCUUGUUACUUAUCGGAGCGGUUCUAUCAGUUAUACUAUUUUGCUUCAAGAAGAGACGAGAGCGCCAGGAGAGACUGGAUGAUGAGAAGCAUGAGUUUGGAGAUAUGAACCGACAAGCCAGCCAACGUACGACUGUGACGGCACCACGUCUCUCUCUCAGACCCGUCACUCAGUUCCUUCCAAACCUCGGUGAGAAGCGUCAAAGCAGGGGCAAUGCUCUCAAUAUGGGUCGACCGAUUGCCCAACAAAACGUCGACAGGCCAAUGACUGCUCAGUCAAACAACCGAGAGAAUCCAUUUGGCAAUCACGCCGAGACCAUUGAUGCCACCAACGCGAGAGGUCCAGAAGUUGUUCAAGGAAUGGGUCCGGGAGGGGAAGUCUUGACGGGCGCCACUGCUGCAGCAGCUGUUGUCGGUCUUACUCGAGGUGCUUCUAAGCGUGGUUUUGGUCCCAGCCCAAUUGAUCUCACAAAGAAGGCUCCUUUUGCCGGUCCCGCCGGUCCCCCAAGCCCUGCUCCUACCGAGUUCAGCGUCUCAUCGGAGUCAUCUCCCACGCCAGCUCAGACCGCGUCUGGUGCUGCCAUUGCUGCCGCUGGAGGACCUAUCAAUUCCGCUGUUCAUCGUGUCCAACUUGACUUCAAGCCGUCUAUGGAUGAUGAACUUGAGUUGCGUGCUGGUCAGCUGAUCCGACUGUUGCAUGAGUAUGAUGAUGGAUGGGCGCUCUGCAUUCGUCUUGAUCGUUCUCAGCAAGGUGUUGCCCCUCGGACAUGUCUUUCAACUCGUCCUGUCAAGCCUCGCCCACAACAGAAUGGUCCUCGAGGUCCCCCACCAGGCAUGCGUGUUCCGCAGAAACCACGCCCAAUGUCACCAGCUGGAAGACCCAUGACUCCUAACGGGCAGCAACCUAGACCAAUGUCCCCAAGCCAACAACGUCCGAUGACGCCCAAUGGCCAACAUCCGCGACCAAUGUCACCAAGUCAACAACGUCCCAUGCAAGGUCGCCCUGCAAGCCCCUCGCAAAUGCAAGGCAGACGGAACAGUCCUCCAGGCCCGAGCGCCAUGAACCCUCAAUACAACCCCUCUGGUUCUCCGCCUGCACCGGAAUUCGCGUCUGGCUCCCCUCCCAACAACAGCCCAAUCGGCCGAAAGCCAGUCCCUGGCCAAGCCAUGUAA
Molecule: messenger RNA, 1668 nt
Organism: Hyaloscypha bicolor E
Lineage: Eukaryota; Fungi; Ascomycota; Leotiomycetes; Helotiales; Hyaloscyphaceae
Exons: 2
Coding region: 1-1668 (555 amino acids)
Molecular function (GO): protein binding
Source: RefSeq, a predicted model, not a curated record